Molecule: messenger RNA, 2616 nt
Organism: Cimex lectularius (bed bug)
Lineage: Eukaryota; Metazoa; Arthropoda; Insecta; Hemiptera; Cimicidae
Product: DNA helicase MCM8-like
Exons: 14
Coding region: 167-2557 (796 amino acids)
Biological process (GO): DNA replication
Cellular component (GO): nucleus; MCM complex
Molecular function (GO): ATP binding; ATP hydrolysis activity; single-stranded DNA helicase activity
Source: RefSeq, a predicted model, not a curated record
UGUUUUGUAAUGACCAUGAGAGUUAUCACUGAGGUAGCAUGGAGUUUCCCGCCGAGAUACGGACGUGUGAACUUUUUCUUAUUUUCAUGAGUCGUGUUACAUCCUCAUACCUCAUGUUGUUCAUUUGAAAAAGUGAUGAUGUGAGUGAUGAUUUGAAACCUUUGUCAUGUCAGCACAACCUAAGAGUAGCGGUGACCGCGGUGGCCGGGGACGCGGGGCGGGUCAGCCUAGAGGACGCUAUCGCGGCCGGCCCUUCUGGCUCAACAAGCCCUUAGCUGACCCAGUGGUUGAGGAAAGUGAAGUGAACUACUGUAACAUGAUGACUGAAACGACAUGCCCAUUGAAAGGAUGGAAUUUGUAUUUCCCAGAUGAGAAUUAUGAAAGUAGUUCAGUGACUACCCAAAAUGUUCUCCAAGCUAUAAGGUAUUUUGAGAGGCAUUCAGAUUCUAUUUCUUUGAAAGAAAUUGAGGCCAAAAACUAUUACAAUUUGGAUUUAACUGUUGUCCAAGAAGAUACGGUUUUUAUGAACAGUUGGCCAAAUUUCAUUGAGGACCUGCGUGAGAAACCGGAUCAUAGCUUGAAUUGUCUUGGUCUAGCAUUUCACCAUGUUGUAAACAACAUGGAUUCAAAUGAAGAGGAUUUUGAGUUCCCUCAGCUUUACAUUCGCAUCAAGAACUUCAAACCAGUUGUGUCACUCAGAGAUAUCAAAGCGUGUUUGUACGGAAAGUUGAUAAGCGUGAAAGGCACUGUUAUAAGAGUUGGUCCAUCACGCCUUUUAUGCACAAGGAUGGGCUUUGCUUGUACUCAGUGCCGUACACCGCAGGUUCUCACUCUGAAAGAUGGGGUGUACAUAACACCCAAGUCCUGCCCUUUGAGAGAAUGCCGGUCGAAAACGUUUUCCCCGCUACACUCUUCCCACCUCACGAAAACGAAAAACUUUCAGAUUGUCAAAAUUCAAGACAUGAUAGGAGAUUGUGAUGCACAUAGUGCAGGAGGUAGAGUUCCUAGAAACAUAGAAGUUGAGUUUGUAGAUGACCUUGUUGACAAAUGCUGUCCUGGUGAUAGCGUAAUCAUCACAGGGAUUGUUAAAGUAAAUACAAGUGAUGAAGGGAAAAGGAAGAACUCGCCAAAUUUAUUCACACUCUUUUUGGAGGGUGUGUCUGUGACCAACAGUAAAGGUUCAGGAGGAAGAUACGCUCAAGCCAACCUGGAGUUUACAUUGAAGGAUUACUAUGCCAUACAAGAAUUGCAUGAUGAAAAAUCAUUAUGGCGUUUGCUUGUGAACUCAAUCUGUCCAAAUGUCUAUGGGCAUGAACUUGUUAAAGCUGGCCUGCUUCUGUCCCUCGUUGGUGGGGCAACACAAGGAACAGGGCAGAUCACCAAACGACCAUUGAUCCAUGUCCUCAUAGUCGGCGACCCAGGUCUAGGAAAGUCACACAUGCUCACUGCUUGCAGUACAGUCGCCCCAAGAGGUGUGUAUGUCUGUGGGAACACAACGUCAGCCUCGGGACUAACCGUCACCCUGACUAAGGAAGCAGGUGGAGAUUUUGCUCUAGAAGCCGGCGCUCUUGUUCUUGCAAACCAUGGAGUCUGUUGUAUCGACGAAUUUGAUAAAAUGUCUUCUCAACAUCAGGCUCUCCUAGAAGCGAUGGAGCAAGAACGGUUGAGUGUAGCGAAAGGAGGCGUCGUCUGUUCUUUACCUGCUCAUACCACAAUAAUUGCUGCUGCAAAUCCUGCUGGUGGGCAUUACAACAAAAGCAAAUCAUUGGUUGAAAAUUUACGUAUGUCAUCUCCACUCUUGUCAAGAUUUGAUCUAAUCUUUGUACUACUCGACAAACCGAACGAGCAUUUGGAUAGCCUACUUUCAGAACAUGUUAUGGAACUGCAUGCUGGGUUGAAAAAGAAAAAAGUACCAAUGUACAUGUCAUCGCUCUCAUUGAGUUCAUGUCUUGAUGAAACUAUAGUUGACAACAACAUGACAUUAUUGCAGAGGUUAAAAAUUCCACCUAAUGAACACAUAGAAUUGAUACCUCACCAGCUUCUCAGAAAAUAUAUCGCAUAUGUUAAGAAAUACGUCCCUUCACCAAGAUUAAGCCCAGAAGCAGCUAAUGUCUUACAAAAGUUCUAUCUGGAACUAAGAGAGAAGAGCAAGCAAAAAGACAGUACACCUAUAACAACUAGACAGUUGGAAUCGAUGAUUCGACUCACUGAGGCUAGGGUCAAAGUCGAGCUUCGAGAAGAAGCGACAGAAAGAGACGCCAGGGAUGUCAUCGAGCUUAUGAAUUCGACGUUGAUGGACAUUUAUUCUGAUUCUGAUGUUGUUGAUUCGCGGAAGAAAGUUGGCUCUCAGACUUCAAGGGCUAAAAAAUUCAUCGCAGGUUUACAACAGAAAUCAUCUCUUGAGAAUAAAACGUUAUUCACGCUGAACGAAUUGAGGGAGCUUUCAAAAGUGCUCAAUAUUCAAGUGCCUGAUUUUUUCUCUUUCAUUGAAACUCUGAACAACCAGGGUUUCUUGCUAAAAAAGCCAAACAAAUGCUACCAGUUGAUGACUGUUUGAAAAGAAAACAAAACCUGUACAUGUAUAUAAAUUAAAAAUAACAAUCCUUCCUAGCUCAA